AAUGUAUAAAUAUUAAUAGCCGCUAAUAAAUAAUAAAAAAUAAAAUGAAUCUUAUUCCAUUGCAUCUAAAAUCGAUUCACCGAAGUAAAGGAUCUAGGAUCGCAUCGUACAUCCCUAGUCUACACAGAAAUUUGACAGUUGUUUGACAGAUUAAUUAUAGGUUUGUUGAUAUUAUUAGAAAAUCGAAAAAAUAGAACUUUAAUAUUAUAUAAAAAAUGGAAAAAAGAUAUGGUACAUGUCGUUUCUGUAUAGAAAAAGGCGAGCAUCAAGAUCUAUUUACAGAAUAUACGUGGAAUGGUAACAAAGAAAUUUACAUGGAUUUAAUAAUGAAUUGUUUCAACAUUUACUUAUCAACCAAUACUGCAUUGAGUCCUCUGAUCUGUUCCUCAUGUGUACAGCAGCUAAGAAAUGCUAAUAAUUUUCGUAUAACGAUUGUAAAGUCGGAACAACAACUUUUAAAUGCAAUCACUGAGAAAGAAACUGUUUUUAUAAAUGUUCCAGCAAACUCUCAUGAAUUGGAAGAUGUUGAAGAGAUAAAAACUGAGGAUGUGAUUGAUGUGAAAGUGGAGAAGGUGGGCGAUGACUCAAUGGAUUUUGAUUCUGAAUAUUUCGUAGACAACAUCGAAGAUGUUUGCGGUGAUAUAGAUAAAGAUAUAUCAACUAAAGAUGUACCAGAGGAACCUUUAGAUCCUGAAGCAGCUUUACUGGCAAGAUUCCCGAGACAUAGUCUAAAACUACCGACAAGAGAAUCACUGAAAACUGCCUGCCCUGCAUUCUUUAAACAUCUUGAAAUGUUGAAAGAUAAAAUAGUGUUACCGAGAAUGAUAGCUAAAUUGCUAGACUCAGAUCCAUCACAGAUAAAGAAAAGAAAACUUUAUAUAUCAGAGAAAAUGGGUCAUGUGUUAAACGCAUCAAUUUUAUUAGAAAAUAGUAAUGCAACACCGUUCAAAAACAGAAAUUGUACCGGAUACCCAUGUUAUUAUUGUCGUAAACUAUGUGAUAGUUUGGAUAAAUUACGUGAACAUUUAACACAACAUAAGAAGAAAGAUAUAAAAAAGAUAUUAUCAACAUACGGUGCUGAAUAUUUCGUUGUUUACGUUGAUGUGACUAACUUAAAGUGUACUAUAUGUGAUGAGAAAGUGUCAAAUUUAAAUGAUUUAAAAUCACAUUUGAUUAAAGUUCAUAAGAAAAAUUAUCACAACGAAUAUACGGACCGUGUUAUACCGUUCAAAUUAACACAAACUAAUAUAUUUGAAUGUCAAGUUUGCGGAUUCAAUUUUGAAACUUUCGGUUCAAUAGAGCGUCAUAUGAAUGUGCAUUACAGGAAUUAUGUGUGCGAAGAGUGUGGUUCAGGAUUUAUAACUAAAUAUAGAUUACGUGUACAUACAAAAUCUUUACACGAAGCUGGUAAUUACCCUUGUGAAAUAUGUAAAAAGGUUUACACGACAGCACAGAAACAGAAAAACCAUGUCGCAGCUGUACAUAUGAAUUUAAAAAGAUUCAAAUGUCCAAAAUGUCCGGAAAGAUUCUCUGAAUACUUUAAAAGGCAUAAACAUUUAGUAGAAACACACGGGAUGACACCUUUGAAAUAUAAAUGCAAUGUAUGUGAUAAAUCUUUCGAUAGAAGAUAUUCUUUGUCACGACAUUUGAAGAGGGAUCAUUUAGAGGAGCGGGAUUUUCAUUGUGAUUUAUGUUCAUAUUCAUGUUUUACGAAUAACGAAUUAAGAGUUCACAUGAUUAAACAUAACGGAGAAAGAAUAUAUGAAUGUACAGUUUGUAAAAAGUCUUAUGCGAGGAAAAAGACAUUAAAAGAACAUAUGAGGAUACAUAAUAAUGAUAGAAGAUUUGCUUGUGCUGUUUGCGGACAGGCUUUUGUACAAAAGUGCAGUUUAAAAGGUCAUAUAAAGACACACCAUUUAGAUUAUAAUAUAUAA
Messenger RNA from Papilio xuthus (Asian swallowtail), 1934 nucleotides. Its product is annotated as zinc finger protein 431-like. The transcript is spliced from 5 exons. Gene Ontology annotation, cellular component: nucleus. Gene Ontology annotation, molecular function: zinc ion binding; RNA polymerase II cis-regulatory region sequence-specific DNA binding; DNA-binding transcription factor activity, RNA polymerase II-specific. The coding region runs from base 216 to 1934 and encodes 572 amino acids. The record is from RefSeq and is a predicted model, not a curated record. Gene Ontology annotation, biological process: regulation of DNA-templated transcription. Lineage: Eukaryota; Metazoa; Arthropoda; Insecta; Lepidoptera; Papilionidae.